GUGCGCGAAACUUCGAGUCGUGAGAAUCGAUUCUAUCGAAUCUCGGAGCGUCGAUAUCAGCCCAUCGUCGUCUCGGGCUCUGCUUUCCUUUUCCAUUUCCUGUUUCGGAAUCACUGUUUCGAGGUUAAGUAGUAGAAAUGGCUCCUAAAAGAGGGAAGGUUCAGAAGGAGGAGGUCCAGGUAUCCCUCGGUCCCCAAGUUCGAGAGGGAGAAAUCGUCUUCGGGGUUGCACACAUCUUCGCGAGCUUCAACGACACUUUUGUCCACGUUACAGACUUGUCUGGCAGGGAAACCAUCGCUCGCGUCACUGGUGGAAUGAAAGUAAAAGCUGAUCGUGACGAAGCAUCUCCCUAUGCCGCUAUGUUGGCUGCUCAGGAUGUGGCCGAAAAAUGUAAAUCGCUCGGAAUCACAGCGCUUCACAUUAAAUUGAGGGCUACCGGAGGCAACAAGACAAAAACCCCGGGACCAGGAGCUCAGUCUGCUCUCCGAGCUCUCGCUCGUUCGUCGAUGAAGAUUGGCCGCAUUGAAGACGUAACCCCUAUCCCUUCGGAUUCAACCCGCAGGAAGGGUGGUCGCCGUGGUCGCAGGCUGUAAUUUAUUAUUACUGUGGUACUGUACAUGGUUCGCUACCUAAUUCUAAUAAAAAAGUAAACUCAA
Neodiprion fabricii is the source of this 656-nucleotide messenger RNA. It is a transcript of the gene Rps14, whose product is annotated as 40S ribosomal protein S14a. The record is from RefSeq and is a predicted model, not a curated record. The coding region runs from base 138 to 593 and encodes 151 amino acids. Lineage: Eukaryota; Metazoa; Arthropoda; Insecta; Hymenoptera; Diprionidae. Gene Ontology annotation, cellular component: cytosolic small ribosomal subunit; ribosome. The transcript has 4 exons. Gene Ontology annotation, biological process: translation; ribosomal small subunit assembly; maturation of SSU-rRNA from tricistronic rRNA transcript (SSU-rRNA, 5.8S rRNA, LSU-rRNA). Gene Ontology annotation, molecular function: mRNA 5'-UTR binding; structural constituent of ribosome; small ribosomal subunit rRNA binding.